AUGAGCUUACAUAGCCCGUUCUGGGGCCCUCCGAGCUCCAAGUCCAAGUCAGUGUGCUACUCCUGUUCGGUCAACCUGAUUUAUGCAAUCUAUGGACUCCGUCAACUGCGACAAAAAUUGAAUGUUGACUUCUUCCGGGCUCUCCCAUAUUGGGGCUUGAUGGCGGUUGGGAUAUGCUCUGGCAUAUUUCAUACCAGUCUCCAAUAUCACACGCAAAUGAUGGAUGAUCUUUCCAUGCUAUUCACGACAACCCCAGUCCUCCACCGAGCCCUAACAGUCAAUGCAGACCGCAGACAAUCAAGCAUCACUGCGAUCAUCUUAGCUUCGGCUCUUGCACUUAUUGUCACCUACCAUAUGGUGACGAAUGAGAUACUCUUACACUCCGUGACUUUUGUCGUGUCCAUCUUCAUCAUCGGAGUUCGCACUAUCCAAUUGAUUAAGACUCGAGUCCCAGCCAAGUCAAUCGCACGGAAGCAGAUUUGGGGGAUGGUGCGAUUCGGGGCUGGGUAUGCAGUUUGGAUUAUUGAUAGAUUGGCCUGCGGCUUUUUGAGAGACUCUCGCAGAGCUAUAGGGCUACCUUUGGCUUUUGUACUAGAACUACACGGAUGGUGGCAUAUUUUCACUGGCGUUGGUGCCUAUAUUUUCAUCGCGGUGAUUGAUUACCUCGUAUCUAACGAUGAUCACUUGGAUGUUGAAUCUUUUGCUUGGCCAGCUUCAUGGGCUUCUCAGUCAAUAUUUGCCGGAACCAGCUCCUCAACCACCGAGAAGCAAGAUUGA
Molecule: messenger RNA, 777 nt
Organism: Penicillium cataractarum
Lineage: Eukaryota; Fungi; Ascomycota; Eurotiomycetes; Eurotiales; Aspergillaceae
Product: ceramidase
Exons: 5
Coding region: 1-777 (258 amino acids)
Biological process (GO): ceramide biosynthetic process; ceramide catabolic process
Cellular component (GO): endoplasmic reticulum membrane
Source: RefSeq, a predicted model, not a curated record